This is a messenger RNA of Ictalurus punctatus (channel catfish), 2697 nucleotides long. RefSeq names its product extracellular calcium-sensing receptor. Gene Ontology annotation, biological process: G protein-coupled receptor signaling pathway. The coding region runs from base 4 to 2523 and encodes 839 amino acids. Gene Ontology annotation, cellular component: membrane. The record is from RefSeq and is a predicted model, not a curated record. Gene Ontology annotation, molecular function: G protein-coupled receptor activity. NCBI's taxonomy places the organism in Eukaryota, Metazoa, Chordata, Actinopteri, Siluriformes, Ictaluridae. The transcript has 6 exons.
AUAAUGGGGGAAUUUGAUUCUCAUGUGUUGGAGAUGGAUGGAGAUGUUAUUCUUGGAGGGCUCUUCCCCCUGCAUUACGUAGCACCAAAACCUGAUCAAGUUUUUACAGACCAACCACAGGUUCAGAGGUGUAGUGGGUUUGAUCUGAGGGCUUUUCGCUGGGUCCAGACUAUGGUGUUUGCCAUUGAGGAGAUAAACAGGAACCCCAGGCUUUUGCCAGGUGUGAAACUGGGUUAUCGGAUUCUGGACAGCUGUGAUCAUGUCCACACUAGUCUACAGAGUGCAUUCUCUCUGAUGAAUGGAUCUUCUCUUCCUCAGACAGAGGGCUCUGCAGCCAGAAGCCUUCCUUGCCUUUCUAAAGCUCCUGUUCCUGCAAUCAUAGGCCUGGCAUCAUCUACACCAACCCGAGCUGUAGCCCACACAUUUGGGCCUUUUGAGAUCCCUAUGAUCAGCUACUUUGCAACCUGCACAUGUCUGACUGAUAAGCACGUGUACCCGACCUUCCUCCGCACUGUUCCUAGUGAUGUUUUCCAGGUGCAGGCUCUGGUGCAGUUGAUGGCCCAUUUUGGCUGGCUCUGGGUGGGCACAAUUGGCACAGAGGAUGACUAUAGUCGCUAUGGAAUCCAAGCCUUUACUGAGCAGCUGGAAGAAUGGGGUGGUUGUGUGGCUUUUCACCACACCAUCCCCAAAGUGCCCACCCUAAAACAGAUCAGUGCUAUUACUGAUGCCCUGGAGGCCUCCGUGGCCCGAGUGAUUGUGGUAUUUGCCACAGAAGGUCAACUUCUAGAGCUGCUAUCAGAGGUGGCACGGAGAAACUUGACAGGCUGGCAGUGGGUGGCCAGUGAAGCCUGGGUAACUGCCAGUAUUCUUACAGCCCCAGUGUUUCAGCAAGUGUUAACUGGGACCCUGGGAUUUUCCUUUAGGGGUGCAAAUAUCUCUGGGCUGGCUGAGUUUCUUCUGAGAGUACGGCCCUCGGAUAACCCAGGAUCAGUCUUCACUAACAUGUUCUGGGAAGAACAGUUCAACUGCCGGCUGGAUAAUGCCAGCAGUGAGGGAUUGGACAGGCCACUCUGUACUGGUUUGGAGAAUCUUGAGCAAAUUGAAAGCAGCUACACAAGUGUAACUCCGGUGCGGGUUUCCUAUAAUGUGUAUAAGGCAGUGUAUGCCAUUUCUCAUGCUCUACACCAGCUACUACAGUGCACAUCUAUAGCACAAGACUCAGACAAACGAAGCUGUAACACUGGGGUAGAAUUUACACCUGGACAGUUGCUUUAUCAUCUGAGGAGAGUGAACUUCACAAACCAGUUUGGAGAAAAGGUGUAUUUUGAUGAAAAUGGUGAGCCAGUACCUCUCUAUGACAUCAUAAACUGGCAGAAAGAUGGCCGAGGUGGAAUCAGGUUUCAGAGUGUGGGCAGCUAUGAUGGUUCAGCUCCCCACUGGCAGCAGCUCAAGAUAAACAUGGACUUGAUAGAGUGGACCGGAGGGCAGAGCCAGGUGCCUUUGUCUCUUUGUACACCCCCCUGUCCUCCUGGCACUCGACAGGCCACACGACCAGGCCAACCCAUCUGCUGUUUUGACUGUCUGCCUUGCACCGAGGGAGAGUUCACCAAUACAACAGGUGCCACAGAAUGUAUCCGGUGUCCUCUCUACUACUGGUCCAAUGCUGAACGUGUGGCUUGUGUGGAAGGCAUAGAGGAAUUUAUUUCCUUUCAGGAGAUCAUGGGCAUCAUCCUUGUAACCCUGUCCCUCCUGGGAGUUGCGGCAGCAACUGCUGUGUCUAUCAUUUUCUUCCUCUUCAGAUCUACACCUAUAGUCAAAGCCAACAAUUCAGAGCUGAGUUUCCUGCUUUUGUUGUCACUGAAACUCUGCUUUCUCUGUUCGCUGGUGUUUCUGGGCCGACCUUCAAUGUGGUCCUGCCAGGCUCGGCAGGCAGCCUUUGGCAUCAGUUUUGUCCUUUGCAUCUCCUGCAUUCUGGUCAAAACCAUUGUGGUGCUUCUGGCUUUCCACUCCACCAUGCCUGGCUCCAGUUCCCUCAAACGAUUUGGCCCUCCUCAGCAAAGAGCAUUAAUUGUCAGUUGCACUGCAGGCCAAGCCAUACUUUGCAUUAGCUGGUUGGCAUUAGCACCCCCUUACCCUUUUAAGAACACAUCAUACCAGGGUGGAAGGAUCAUACUGGAGUGUAAGGAUGUCUGGCCACUGGGUUUCUAUUUGGUGCUUGGUUAUAUUGGUCUCCUCUCCUGUGUUUGCUUCAUUCUGGCCUUUUUGGGUCGGAAACUUCCAGGUACAUUUAACGAGGCCAAGUUAAUCACGUUCAGCAUGCUGAUCUUUUUUGCUGUUUGGAUCUCAUUCAUACCUGCAUACAACAGCACCCCCGGGAAAUACACAGUAGCAGUGGAGAUAUUUGCCAUCCUGGCCUCCACUUUCGGCUUGCUCUUCUGUAUCUUUGCUCCUAAAUGUUACAUUAUUCUGCUGAGGCCUGAACUUAAUACCAAAAAAGGAGUUACUGGAAAAACAUCAAAAUGAACUAUUCAUCUUUUUCAGAUUGAAGUUUAAUCAAAAUACACUUUGUUGUGCUGUCCUAUAAGUUGAGACAAUAAUUCUAUGCCAUCAUAGAAUAUGUCUAUCACAAGCUAUACACACAAAGGAGGAGCCAUAUUGCUCUAGUAUUUCGCUGUAUACUAGACCUUUUUAAUAAUU